ACUAACACUUGCUAACACGUACGAACUUGUGUUUAUCUACUUUUCUUUCAAUUAUUGUCAAAAAUUCUUUCAUUCCAUUCCAUCACUUAUUAAUGAAUAAAUAAUCAGCGACACAGUUUUUACAUCCAAAUAUUUUGAAUAUGCUCGCCUUACGAGAUUAUGGCAGUAGUGAUGACAACGGUGAAUCGGACGACGAAGUGAACACGAAAGAGGUUAACAAUUCGAAAGAUCCGAAUAUCAUUUCGAAUAAGAAUCUGAGUACUGAUGGAUCUCUCGGAAAAAUUGUAACUACCCUGGCUCUACAGAUAUGCGCGGCUCCAGAAGUUGUCCCUAUGGGUUCGGAACUGUGUAAGCGCCACAUAGAUUCAACCAGUCAAGAAGUCAUGCACAAUCCCAAAUUUGAAGAACUGUUUACACCUGAUGUAGGACCUGAAAAUCCAUUUAGAACUCAGCAACAGAAAGCAGCAAAAAAUAUGCUUUCCGGAUAUGUUGAGAAGGCACACAUCAGCGAAUUUCAGUUUGAAAAUCAAAGAAGAACAUUUGCAAGCUAUGGUUAUGCUUUGGACCCGACGGUCGAUGGUUCUGCUGAAGAAGGGAAAACACUGAUAGGAGCAAAGGAAGCAGCAGUAGAGACUGGAGCAAAAACAGUUUUUGAAAGUACGGCUUUAAGGGAUGCGGAUAAGAGGAAGAGAAAGAAAAAUGACGAUGCUGCGGAUAUAGAAGGUUUCCUUGGCCCUUGGGGCGGUUACAUAGACGAAAAACGAAUAAUGAAGCCUAGUGACGAAGAGGCAGCCGAGCUGGAAGAAAUUUUAGCAAAAAGGAACAAGAGAGGCAAAACAACUGAGGAGAAACCAUUGGAAGAGAAAACUGUUCUGCAUAUCAAGGACAGUGUGGAUUACCAAGGUCGAACGUUCUUACACGCCCCCCAAGAUGUCGGGGUCAAUUUACGAUCAGAAUCACCACCUGAGCGAUGCUUUUUACCCAAAGCCCAAAUCCACACGUGGGAAGGUCACACGAAAGGAAUUUCUCAAAUCAAAUGGUUCCCAAAGACCGCUCAUUUAUUAUUGUCUUGCAGUAUGGAUUGUCGCGUGAAAUUAUGGGAAGUUUACAAAGAGAGAAGAUGUGUUCGAACGUACUACGGUCAUCGACAAGCAGUUCGGGAUAUAAGUUUCAACAACGAUGGCAAAAACUUUUUGUCAGCCGGUUACGAUCGUUACGUGAAGCUAUGGGACACCGAAACGGGCGAGUGCAUAAGUCGUUUUACGAGCAGAAAAAUUCCUUAUUGCGUGAAAUUCAAUCCGGACACGGACAAACAACAUUUGUUCGUCGCAGGAACGAGUGACAAGAAAAUUAUUUGCUGGGAUACAAGAUCUGGUGAAAUAACUCAAGAGUACGAUCGUCAUUUAGGCGCUGUUAAUACUAUCACAUUUGUCGAUGAAAACCGGAGGUUCGUCACGACUUCGGACGAUAAAAGUCUUCGAGUCUGGGAAUGGGAUAUACCGGUAGACAUGAAAUACAUAGCAGAUCCGACGAUGCACUCGAUGCCUGCGGUCACACCGUCUCCAAAUCAAAAAUGGCUCGCCUGUCAAUCGAUGGACAAUAAAAUCGUCAUCUUCUCAGCCCUAAAUCGCUUCAAAAUGAAUCGAAAGAAAACUUUUACUGGACACAUGGUUGCUGGUUACGCUUGCGGUUUGGAUUUCUCGCCAGACAUGAGUUAUCUGGUGUCUGGCGACGCGGACGGUAAAUGUUACGUAUGGGAUUGGAAGACGACAAAACUUUACAAAAAAUGGAAAGCACACGAUGGUGUGUGCAUUUCGGCGCUGUGGCACCCCCACGAGCCGUCGCGUCUCGCGACUGCCGGAUGGGACGGAAAAAUCAAAUACUGGGAUUGAAAUUCUUGUUAUAUUUUUCCCUCUCUUCAAUUUCAGUAUAUUCGUGUAUAUUAUGUAUGUAACUAGAGGAACAUUUGUACAUACGUGUGACACAUUUUAUGCACGAUUAAAAAAUUAAUUUUUUAAGUUA
Molecule: messenger RNA, 2022 nt
Organism: Venturia canescens
Lineage: Eukaryota; Metazoa; Arthropoda; Insecta; Hymenoptera; Ichneumonidae
Product: pre-mRNA-processing factor 17
Exons: 8
Coding region: 141-1892 (583 amino acids)
Biological process (GO): mRNA splicing, via spliceosome
Cellular component (GO): catalytic step 2 spliceosome
Molecular function (GO): protein binding; mRNA binding
Source: RefSeq, a predicted model, not a curated record